GAUCCUUGCAUGUUUCAUCAUCGAUUGACUGGUUCCCUGCGCUCGGAUGCACGUUGGGACCCUGCUGAUAUCAUAGCCUCAUCAUGGCCCAGACUCAAUUUGCGCCUGGACAGUGACAUCAGAUGUCAGUCCAGCCCGACUCAUCAGCUAUAUAAACUGACUUGGCCUGGUGGUCUCUUGCCCAUCCAGAUUAAACCUAACCAAGCUCGACCGUAAUCAAAUCCACUCAAUUCAACUCCAAAACUUCACCAAGCUCAAAUACCACCAUACCACUCAAUAUGUCUUCUGACCCUCACCGCGGCGGACGUCUCGAGGACAUGGCUCCCGAGGGCACUCGCAUUCCCAACGAUGCAGGCAUUAUGAACACAAUCCCCUCCGUUCCUCGCCCUGAUCAGCGCUCCGAAGAUUCUCAGUUCGAUAACUACGGUAUCGCUCACCCGACCUCCGCCUUUGCCGCCGACAACGCCACCGAUAUGCCUCGCAGCACAAGAGACAUGGCUCCCUCAGGCGAAGUCGUCACUGGAACUGGUGAUAGUUUCCCGGCUGAAGGCGAGUCCAAGAGGACCCUGAUCGGCACCAAUCACCCUGGUGCCAAGGGCGAGUCCAGAAACCUGAAGCACUCCAAUCUUAACCGCAGUUCUUACGAGCGGUUCUCCGGGGAGGACGAAGAUGCUAUUGGCGAGCACCAGAUCAGGAACGAGUAAAUGAUAUGCAUAUCUGGGAUAUGCUCGACAUGAAUAUGAUGUAUUAUAGAUGAACGA
This is a messenger RNA of Aspergillus neoniger CBS 115656, 761 nucleotides long. RefSeq lists its product as uncharacterized. The transcript has a single exon. The record is from RefSeq and is a predicted model, not a curated record. NCBI's taxonomy places the organism in Eukaryota, Fungi, Ascomycota, Eurotiomycetes, Eurotiales, Aspergillaceae. The coding region runs from base 279 to 704 and encodes 141 amino acids.